Messenger RNA from Bombus terrestris (buff-tailed bumblebee), 4726 nucleotides. It is a transcript of the gene Ptp52F, whose product is annotated as receptor-type tyrosine-protein phosphatase S. Gene Ontology annotation, biological process: protein dephosphorylation. NCBI's taxonomy places the organism in Eukaryota, Metazoa, Arthropoda, Insecta, Hymenoptera, Apidae. The coding region runs from base 270 to 4097 and encodes 1275 amino acids. The record is from RefSeq and is a predicted model, not a curated record. Gene Ontology annotation, molecular function: protein tyrosine phosphatase activity; protein binding. The transcript has 19 exons.
ACACAUCGAGUUUUCAAAAUAGUUCUUCGUACCUUUGUUAAUAGAUCUCAUUGAUUCGAGUGUAUAAAUUUUUAAUAAUUUUAUUGAAGACAACGAAUUAAUUCUUAUGUGCAGAGUUUAAUCCUGGAUAAAGCGACUUUUUCUUGAAUAAGUGGAUAAAACAUAACAAUUGUUUUGUAUACGAAAAAGGUUUCAAUUCGUAAUGAAAAAUAUAGAAUAUAUGUUUGUAAUUUAUCAAUGAAGAACAAUUUUUUGUGAGAUUAGGUAACAUGGUACGAAAAAAACGAUUGAAAGUGUUGAUUUACGCACUACAGAUCAUCUAUGUGCUCAGUGAAAAUAAUUUAAUCGAUCAUCGACAUAUCGGACAAAAUAAAACAGUGAACGCUUCGAUGAAAAUUUUAUCGUUUGAUCUCAAUGCUGAAUAUGUAGUAUCUUCAGAACUAAAUAAUUCUAUGAGCAUAAAAAAGUUUCUAGACGAAGUUACGGAAUUCAAACAAAAUGAGCUCCUGCCGAAUGAUUACCUGAAAAGCAACGAUACUAAUAUAUCGAUUCUCGAUACAACGAACAAUGACUUCGUUCAAAAAUUUGAGCAUAUUUCUAUUUCAUCUAACGAAUUGAAAGAUAACCAAAUUUUAUCGGAAGAUAUAUUAGUGACAUGUAACGAAGAAGAUCGAAAAAAUGUACAGAACCUAACGAUUGAUCUAGUUGCUACAGAAUGGAUAUUUCUCUCUUGGGAACCUCCUUGUGAUAAUAUAACAAGUGAAUUGUUUUAUACUAUCGAUAUAUGCUUGGACUUAAAUCAACUAUGUUUUUCAAGAAAUAGAACCAUAGUAAAAGAUGUACAAUAUAAUGCCACUGAUCUAGAACCAUGCAACAAUUAUACAUUUAUUGUAAAAGCCAUUGACAAAGAUUUAAACUCCACUGGAGUUAUUGUAACAGGAGCGACGAGUUCUAAUAUUACUGAAAUUGGAGAUAUUCAAAAAUUAGUUGCACAUACUGCUAUUAGUACAAUCAAAUUAAGCUGGAAAUCGCCAGGAGAUUACCCAACAUGUGUAAAUCAUUAUUUAAUUGAGCAAUGCCUUAAAAAUAUUUGUAAUAAUGCCUCAAUUACAACUGAGGAAUAUAUUUCAUCAAAGUUAGAACCAUGUGAGGAAUAUUUCUUUAUAAUUAGAGCAGUUUCAAUAAACAACAAACAAUCUAAUGGUGUUGAUAUUACAUUAAAAACAAAUUCUCCAAAAUCAAGUAGACCUCAAAACCCAACUGUGGAAGCUAAUGCAUUUUCUUUAGUUAUUCAUUGGGAACCACCAGAAAUUGGAGCUAAAUGUAUUAAAUAUUACCGUGUUACUAUUGAUCCACAGCCAAAAACAGAACAAGUAAUUGGAAUAAAUGUAACAAUAAGUGAUUUGUAUGCAUGUACUCCAUAUUGCAUUUAUAUUAAUGCAGUAGAUGAAGACAAUAACGAUGGGGAAAUGAUCACUAUUGAUACAAGAACAGCAUCAACAGUAUCGAAAUCACCAAUAUUAAAUAUGAAAGAACCAAUUGUUACAACGCAUGACAUAAUGCUUUCAUGGAAGAUUGAGAAAGGCAACAGUAAUUGUACUUUAACAUCUUUAAAAGCUAUGUGUAAUGCUACAAUGACAAACGGUCAUGGUUAUGAAGUUAAGAAUGGGGAAGCUGAAGUACAUAUAGAUUCUCAUAUUCAAGAUGAAUAUUUUACAAAUUCAAUAAUAAAGAAUGUCAGUCCAUUUACUACAUAUAUAUGUUGGGCAUAUGUUCUUAAUGAAGCAGGAAAUAGUGAAUUAAGUAAAUUAAUAAGUGUAACAACAUCAGAAGAUAUACCAUCUGCACCUUUUCUCAAUGUUACAAAUAUAACAUAUUCACAAUUUAUAUUUGUUUGGGAACCACCAUCAUAUUUAGCAGGGAAUUUACAUGAAUUUGAACUUGUAUUUGAAGGAGAAAUAUGUUUCUAUAUGCCUGAUUGGUGCAAACCAGUAACCUUAAAAACCAUUAAACAUUUUAAUGGAUCUACGUUCAUUUUUGAAUAUUUAAAUGCAACAGCAUUUACGUAUUAUACAGCAAAAAUCAAAGCAAGAACCUCUGCAGGCUGGGGAAGUUAUAACAAUGAUUUAGUGUUAUUUAAAACACCAGCUGGAGUUCCAGGGAUGGUAUCCAACUUUUCAUAUUCAAUUGUAAACAAUGAAAAUAACAAAAAUGUUUUGAAUACCAUUUUGACAUGGGGCAUUCCAUGUUCUUUAAAUGGAAUAUUGGAAUAUUUUAAUGUAUUUGUAGAUGGGAUUAGAACUAAUUAUGAACCACAUUCUUUUACAUUACAACUUUUAUCAAGUGAUGUUAAAAAUGAUACAGUCAUAACAAAUUUAAACGAGUUAAAAGCAGAAUAUAAUUAUAUUAUUAAAGUGGUAACAAAGGUUCAGGGAGUCCAAGAUUUUGGAAUACCAGCAUUUAAAAAUAUUUCAUACCCUGCUGGCAUUCCACCUCAACCUGAUGAAGAUUAUAUAAAAUCUAUCACUAUAGAUCCAGCUAGUGCACGAAGAACUACAACAACAGUUACACUUUUACUUCCCUUAUUCCCUAAUACAAAUGGUGAUAUUAUUUAUUAUUCUAUUAUAGUAUCAAGAAUGAACUAUAAUAUUCCAUCAAGUAUUAGAUUUAAUAUAACGAAUAAUACGAAUCAUAUAUUAUGGCCAAAUAUAUCUUCUUGGAAAGAAGCUAUGCAACAAGACUUUACAAUACCUUAUCAAGCUACUAGACUAUGUUGGAAUCCUUAUCCUAAUUCUGUUGCUGAUUAUGGCGACAUGGAAGCAGUCAAGUAUACACUUGGCGAAAAUACAAAUUGUAAAGAAAUUUCAUCUAAUACCAAUAAAAGAAUUUAUUGUAAUGGUCCUCUUAAACCAAAUACAUGGUAUCAUGUUAGAAUGCGGGCAUUUACUCAUGGUGGAUAUUCUGAUUCUACAACAUUUUUAAUAAAAACCAAUGCUGAAAUAGAUAUCGUACUUGUUAGUGGAGUUGUUUUUGGUAUUUUAUUCUUGGGAAUUUUAUCAACAAUAAUGUUAUUAUUUCGAAAAUGUUCAAUUCGUGCAAUAUUACGACGAUUUCUACAUUCUGACAUGUCUGGAUCACCAGUUCCUACACCUUUUUCAAAAAAGAAAUUUAUAGCUCAUUGUCAACAAUUUAUUGAUAAUCCUGGAAAAUUAAGCAAUGAAUUUCAGUUACUUCAAACUCUUAGUAUUGAUUUACAGAUGCCAACCAAUACUGCUUGUUUACAAGCCAAUAAGAAGAAAAACAGAUAUUCUGAUAUUUUACCAUAUGAUUUUUCAAGAGUUAAGCUGGAAGUAAUUGAAAAUGAUCCUAAUACUGACUACAUCAAUGCAUCUUUUAUUAAGGGCUAUAGUGGCGAAAAUGAAUAUAUAGCUUGUCAAGGACCAAAAGAAGAAACAACAUUUGAUUUUUGGAGAAUGAUAGAGCAAUAUGACAUCAAUGUGAUAGUUAUGUUGACUGAGUUGGUUGAGAAAGACAAAGAAAAAUGUCAUCAAUAUUUUCCAACAAUUAGAGAAACUUUUAAGUAUGAAAAUUUGACCAUAAAAUGUAUAAGUGAAUUAGAUUAUAGAUCUUAUACACAAAGAACACUAGUAUUACAAAGGGAAAACAAAAAAAGAAAUAUAACACAUUUGCAUUUCAAAGAAUGGCCAGAUCAUGAUGUCCCAGAGGAUUUUGAACCAAUAAUCCAUUUUUGCCAGAUUGUACAUCGUAAUGUUACUGCUAAUAAAGAAUAUAUUGUGAUUCAUUGCAGUGCAGGAAUUGGUAGAACUGGCACUUUAAUAGCAAUAGAUAUAAUUUUACAACAUCUUCGAGAUAAUAAAAAAUUGGAUGUGUUUGGAACAGUAUAUAGAUUACGACGUGAUAGAAUAAAUAUGGUGCAAAAAGAAAGUCAGUAUGCUUACAUAUACAAUUGUACAAAGCAAGUAUUAAAAAAUCCCUAUUGUUUAAAGAAUUAUAAACCACCACCUAUGAAUCCAAUGUACGAAAAUACUUCCAGGAAAAUAAGAAUAGUACCAAGUUCAAAUAUAAAUCUACACUAGUCGCAAUUUUGAGGUAAGCAUGUAACAAAUAAUUUUAAAUAUUUAUUUAUGUUUUGCACAAUAUUGAAAUUUAUAUAUAUAAAAAAGUGAUAGAAAUAUAUAUUUUUUCUAACAUAAAAUGAAGAUGUAUUGUAUUAUUGUAUUAUUGUAUUAUUUAAUAUAGAAGAUCAAUGUAAUAAAUAAUGUAUGUAUGUAUAAGUACAACUGUAAUGAAACAUGAUAUUUUGUAUUUUGUUUAUAAUAAUAUGUAAAUCAAAUCAUAUUCUUGUAAUACAUAAAUUUAAUUCUUUUUUAUUUCUAUAGAAUGCAUAUGAUAAUAUAUUUUUAAAGCAGACAGAACAUUUUAAGGAAACUAUAAUAAUAAUAUUUCAAUAUAAGGUUGUAAUUGUUUACUUUUAACUGGGUAUAUGAUUUAAAGAUUACAAUAGAUUUAAUUAAUAUAAAUGUCUAAUCUUUUAAUAGUUAUUGAAGGUAUAAGCUACCUACCUACCAUUGCUUGACAAGAGUCCUACAUGAGAAGUCCUACAUCUUCCUUUGAGUGUAAACAUUUCUAUUUUAUUUAAAUGUAUAUGCAUAUCAAAAAUGAAUAAUAUACACAAAACCAAUAAAAAUAUGUUUUCAGGUUUUAA